Messenger RNA from Colletotrichum costaricense, 585 nucleotides. RefSeq lists its product as uncharacterized. The record is from RefSeq and is a predicted model, not a curated record. Lineage: Eukaryota; Fungi; Ascomycota; Sordariomycetes; Glomerellales; Glomerellaceae. The transcript has 2 exons. The coding region runs from base 1 to 585 and encodes 194 amino acids.
AUGAGCAGCCAUAGAUCUUCAGACUCCGGUCGGAAGUCAUCGAGGAAGACCACGACGGCCCCGGCUUCAUCGUCGUAUGGUCAAGGCCAAGGAUACGGAAGCACGCAGUACAACGACGGGCCGGCAACCACAUCGCAACAAUACAGCCAUCGUCCCUCGUCGUCAACGUCGACACCGCAACCAUACUACACCGACAGCUUGAGUCAGCCUUCAUGGAACAGUUCGACAGGAAGUCAAGGUGGUAUGUCCUACAAUGAUCCCAGGUCCACAGAGGUGGCUUCCAGUCGUCGCCAGGUCGCAAAAUACGCUCAAGAUCAUCCGGGCACCACGCAGCUCCCUUCAGCGUAUCGCACCGACUACCAAGCGGAGCUCGCCAACUUUGACCAGAGAUACCAAGGCCAAUCAUCGACAGGGACACAGCCGUAUUGUUCUACGUCCACAUACGCUCCCACCCUUGAUCUCGACUUCCCUCCAAGCCAAAGUCAAAGCCAAAGCCAAAGCCAAAGUAGAAGAGACGACAGACGCGGGAGUUCAUCGGCCUCUGGAAGCAAGCAUCAUUCCUCUUCGUCUCGUCGUCAUAAAUAG